AUCACAUCAUUAUCAAGUUUUUUUGGCAUGCAACGGAAGCAAAUCCAGGUGUGUUACCAAAUAAAAGCUCAAUCUCAGAAAUAUAAAUUUGUGUCAAGGAAAAUGUUUGAUGACACAAAAGGUUUUGUUUUAUCUCUAUCGUUGCAUAUCUAAAGCAGGUAAGCGUAAUUAAGAUCAAAGGAAAUCGAGUGACUUCUUAAGUGGAGAAGAUGAGCCAACCCAAUGAAGGGAACAAUGAUAAUGCUUUAGUGGAAUUCCGUGUUAAGCGGAAACGUGGCCGUCCACGUAAAUUUCCAAGGCAAGAUCCAGACAAUAGAGAUAAUGCCAAUGGCCAAAGGGGUCAUAGUUCGAAUCAUGGGGCGAAUUCUAGUGUCCCUCCUGGAUUUGAUGGUGUGAAUGGAAGUCACCCCCAUCAAACAAAUACAGUCAGCAAUGCAAAUUUUCCCAUGGUGGGUCAGGAAGUUCAUGGUGCUGUUGAGGGAGUAUUUGAUGGUGGAUUUCUGAUUGGAGUUAGGGUUGAGAAUUCUGCAACCAUUUUUAGAGGUGCUGUUUUUAUACCUGGACAUUAUGUGCCUGUUUCACAGGAAAAUGAUGUGGCACCAAAUCUUCCCAUGAUUAGAAGAAAUGAAGUUUCUUCCCCAUUACUACCCAGUGUCUAUAAUCCUCGCUCCCACAAGAGAAAUCGAGCUGCGAACCAUUACUCUGCGAACCAAGUGGAUUCAUUGCUCCAAACUGGUCUUCCACGGAUUCCAAAAAGCUACAUAGUGCCUGUCGUGCUCCAACCUGCUAAGAUAUCCAAUGGAGUGCCACUUACCAACGAAACAUCUCCUAUGGAGACUCUACCGGCUCGUUUAUCCACCAAAGCAAUGCAGGUGCUAGAAGCUGAUUAUCCAUCUAAUGAAUCAACACCCUGUAACCGGCCACCCACUCAUCUUCAAGGUAGCCACCAGGAGACGUCGAAAGGUAAUCAAAGUGAAAGUUGUCAACCCCUUUCAGAAGGGCUUCAUGGGUCUGAAGCCGAGUCAAUGAUGCCUUUUGAAGAAGUACUUACUGAAGUACGUGAGAGAGUUGAAGCCCCGUCACAUUCUGAAGAAAAUAGUAGCAACCUAGCUAGUAACUUGCUUGUUAAAGGUUCCGGCCAUUACGUGGAAGAUCAAGGCGAUAACAAGGUUCCACUGCGCCAAUUUGAGCCUCUGCAAGCUGUUUGGCCCAGUCAGAAUCUCUCUGCAAUUUCAACUGAACCUUCAAAAGAAGGGAGACCUGGAAAAUUCGAUGAGUUGUUGAAGGUUAUACAAGAGCAAACGAGGGAACAUGAACUAAGUACCAAGAAGGCUCCCGCAUCUAGGCCAAAACUAAAUGUGGUGAGAAGCACAGAAAAUAUGGCAAAAGAAGGCUUUGUCCAUGAUUUUGAUAUCAAUGAACUUUGAACACCAAAGUAUCUGACGGGUAAUCUAUUCUGGCAGUACCGGUUAGUUAACAUCCAGGGCAAUCGGGUGCGAUUAAACAGUUGUCUAUAAAAUUUUGUUUCUUAAAAUAGGGAAGCCAUAGGAACUCUUUAGUUAGAUCUUUUGUUCUACGGUGUUAGUCAGUUAGGACCAAUCUCAUCUCAUCUCAUCAUCUUAAUAUAGUCAUGGUUGGAAGGCUAGCUUGUGGUUGAAUCGGACCACAGCUGCUUUUAUGUUCUUCUUGUUGCCUAAAUUACAUUCCCUUGUAUUUUGAGGUUGCUGUUCUCUUGCUU
Molecule: messenger RNA, 1738 nt
Organism: Tripterygium wilfordii
Lineage: Eukaryota; Viridiplantae; Streptophyta; Magnoliopsida; Celastrales; Celastraceae
Exons: 4
Coding region: 210-1427 (405 amino acids)
Source: RefSeq, a predicted model, not a curated record